AUGGUGUGGUUGCAGAAGCUGUACCUGGUGUUCGAACUUUGCUCGAGCACUCUGGCUCAGGAGUUCAGUGAGCGCCGGCAGUUCAGCGAGGCGGACGCCCGCGAGGUGAUCCGCAAGCUGGCCAGCGCGGUCGCCUACCUCCACAGAAACGGCAUCGUGCACAGGGACCUGAAGCUGGAGAAUAUCCUGCUGACAACGAACCCGGCCGACCCGGAGGACAAACUCUACAUCAAGGUGACCGACUUCGGGCAGAGCGUCGUCCGAAGCGGAGUCGCCCACGACCAGAUGCUGCACGAGCGCUGCGGCACCAUGGCCUACAUGGCGCCCGAGGUGCUGGAAUCGCGAAUGUACUCGCACCAGUGUGACGUCUGGUCCAUGGGCGUCAUCACGUUUGUGCUGCUCGUCGGCGAGUUCCCAUUCACCGGCGACAAUCCCGACCAGCUCAAACAGCGAGUACUCAACGACGAACCUCUAUUUGUCACGGAGUCCGCCCCCGGUAGCUGA
This is a messenger RNA of Schistocerca americana (American grasshopper), 504 nucleotides long. Its product is annotated as serine/threonine-protein kinase 33-like. Bases 1 to 504 code for a protein of 167 amino acids. Gene Ontology annotation, molecular function: protein kinase activity; ATP binding. The transcript has 4 exons. The record is from RefSeq and is a predicted model, not a curated record. NCBI's taxonomy places the organism in Eukaryota, Metazoa, Arthropoda, Insecta, Orthoptera, Acrididae. Gene Ontology annotation, biological process: protein phosphorylation.